UCAUUCCCUGCAUUCAGUGCGACGUCUCUUCUCACUAACAGUUUAAGAUGGCGACCGUGCAUCUAAGGAUCGGGGAUCUGGUUUGGGGUAAGCUUGGACGCUAUCCACCUUGGCCAGGCAAGAUCGUCAGUCCUCCGAAGGAUCUGAAAAAGCCAAGAGGCAAAAAAUGUUUCUUUGUCAAGUUUUUUGGAACUGAAGAUCACGCCUGGAUAAAGGUAGAGCAGCUGAAGCCUUACCACCCCCACAAAGAGGAGAUGAUCAAGAUAAACAAAGGCAAGCGCUUCCAACAGGCUGUUGAUGCAGUUGAGGAGUACUUAAAGAAGGCCAAGGGGAAAGAUCAGACACACUCUGAUGACAAAAGCAAGUCAGAUAAAGGCCGUAAAGCAGCUAAACCAAUGAAGAUCAUUGAAGAAGAUGAUGAAGAUGCCUUCAAGGGUGGCUCGUCGGACAAGGAACAGACUGAUUCUGACCCAGAGCCAUCCUCUGUACGACGGCUGGUCGCUGGAACAGUAUCAGGAUUCAAAUGGGAGAGCAGUCCAGUAAAGGAUGACCCACAUUUUCAUCACUUUCUGCUCAGCCAGUCUGAGAAGCCAGCUUCAUCAAUGGAGCCCAUCACCAAACGCUUAAAGAUAAUCGAGGAGGACACAGGAUCAACAUCUAUUCAAGCAGCAGACAGCACAGCCAUCAACGGCAGCAUCACACCUACAGACAAAAGGAUAGGGUUCCUUGGACUUGGACUGAUGGGAAGUGGUGUGGUUUCUAAUUUGUUGAAGAUGGGGCAUGUUGUGACUGUUUGGAAUCGCACGGCAGAAAAGUGUGAUUUGUUCGUCCAAGAAGGUGCCAGAUUAGGACGAACACCAGCAGAAGUUGUGUCCAUGUGCGAUAUCACAUUUUCCUGUGUAUCAGACCCAAAAGCUGCCAGAGAUCUUGUGUUAGGUCCUAGUGGAGUCCUACAGGGAAUCAGACCAGGCAAAUGUUACAUAGAGAUGUCAACCGUUGAUCCAGAAACCAUCACCGAGCUCGCACAGGUCAUCACAUCCAGAGGCGGCAGAUUCCUAGAAGCUCCAGUUUCGGGCAGCCAGCAGCUUUCCAAUGACGGUAUGCUGGUCAUUGUUGCUGCAGGAGACCGCAGUGUUUAUGAAGACUGUAGCAGCUGCUUCCAGGCAAUGGGGAAGACGUCUUUCUUUAUAGCAGGGGAAGCAGGAAAUGCUGCGAGAAUGAUGCUGAUCCUUAACAUGGUUCAAGGCAGUUUCAUGGCAACCAUCGCAGAGGGAUUGACCUUGGCGCAGGCCACGGGACAGUCACAACAAACAUUCUUGGAUAUUCUUUGCCAUGGACAAAUGGCAAGCACGUUUGUGGACCAGAAAUGCCAGAAUAUCUUGCAGGGCAACUUCAAACCAGAUUACUACCUGAAACACAUUCAGAAAGAUCUGAGAUUAGCCAUUUCAAUGGGAGAUUCGGUUAAUCAUCCAACACCAAUGGCAGCUGCUGCAAAUGAGGUAUACAAGAGGGCAAAAGCAUUGGACCAGUCGGACAAUGACAUGUCUGCAGUCUACAGAGCUUAUAUUCACUAAUCCUGUCAAUGUGCUCUACGUCCUGGACCACAAACAUCACCUGCUUCUUUGUUCCUCUCCCUCUGUCUUUCUCUCCUCUGCUGAUGAAUUUUGUUGGGCACCAGUGAUAUGUUUUCCCAUGUAUAAUGGGAUCUCUUUAGCAGCCUAAUCUGAGCAUUGCACUGACUGUAAUAUAGCUGCACGUAUGCUCAGUGGGAGGUUAUUAAACUCCCUGCGAGUGAUUAUUUUAUGAUAGAACGUGCAGUGUAUUAUAUCUGCAUUUCCUUAAGGCUACUGCAUACGAUGCAGUGUUGUUUGAAGAUGCUAGGGUUAUUAUUGAUCAUUCAUAACUUUACAAAUGAAUUCCCACAUUGUAAUUUUCGAUGUUCAGAAAUCUGUAAAGUAUGAACUUUUGAUCACAAACAGGCUUAAGGAGCACGACGAAGAAAAAGCCACUGCAUUGCCUUAAUACCCAAUAUAAGAUAGAUGUAUUUAUUUAUUUUAUCCCUUAAAGAUCACCACCAUGUCAGGUGCAAUUUGGCCGUACACAUUUUUUUUUUUCCUUCUCCGUUUUGGAGGUCACCUGUUCACUAGUAAAUGAUUUUGUUUUUACUGCCUGAUCAGAAAUGCAGUAUUAUUUUUUAUUGAAAUUUGGUUGUGUAAUAAUCACACAGAAGACCCUGAAAUGAUUUAUCAAUUACAAUGAAGCUAAUGCUGAGAAGCAUCCAGUAGUUUUCCCAUUAUUGAGUCUUGACUAUUGCCUCUGCAAUGGAUGUUUCUGUUUUCCAGCUUGACUAUUUUACGGACAGAUUUGUUUCACAGCAUUAAAGUCUUUCAGCUGUUGUGGGGGGAAAAAAAGGAAUAAUUUGAAGACAUUUUAAGUUGCUUUAUAUGCUUUGCUUUUUAAAUCGGAUGUGUCGUGUUUUUUUGUCCAAGUCAGUCAGCUGGCAGAGUGAUCUGUUGAUUUAUUAUUAUUUUUUACUAAUUGACUUUUUUUUUUUUUUUUCAUUAUGAUUCAUAAAAAAAAUGUAAAACAGUUAAGUCAAGCUAACGUUAUGCUACAUUUUAUCCCUAAAUUAUGAUUGCAUUUGUUAAUUUUAAGUGAUAUUACAAGCCAUAAAUUCAGUGGCAUAUAAUUUGGUCUUUUUUUUUUUUUUAAUCAGAACAAAUACAGGGUGAUACCUUUUAUAUAAAUUGUUGUUCUGCCAAAAAAGGAAGAAAAAAAAAAAGACUUUGAAGUGCUUAGUUAUGGAUAAGAGAAUUUUGCGAUUUACUAAGACGUUGUAAAUAUCCCCAUCAGAGGGUUGGGUUAUUUGAAUACAUGGAAUAACAUGCUUUCAGUUUGACUCUACUGAAUUUAUUAAUCAUCUGUUGUCUUAAUAUUGUAGACUGUUCUUUUGUCUUAGCUAAUGGGUUGAUUUGCUGUAAAUGGUUUGAUUUUUGUGGCUUAAACGGAGCUGGUAAUGACAUACUGACGACUUGAUUCCAGUUGUGCAAGGAAGGUAUUGGUGUUAUAAUUGGAGUUAUUUAUAAUUUCAUGUAAAUGUGAAAUUUCUUUUCUUUUUUUUGUUUGUGCGGUCAACUGAACGCUCUGAAUAAACAAACCCAAUGUCCA
Messenger RNA from Sinocyclocheilus rhinocerous, 3168 nucleotides. It is a transcript of the gene glyr1, whose product is annotated as glyoxylate reductase 1 homolog (Arabidopsis). The transcript has 18 exons. Gene Ontology annotation, cellular component: chromatin. Gene Ontology annotation, molecular function: NADP binding; DNA binding; NAD binding. The coding region runs from base 48 to 1574 and encodes 508 amino acids. Gene Ontology annotation, biological process: transcription elongation-coupled chromatin remodeling. The record is from RefSeq and is a predicted model, not a curated record. Lineage: Eukaryota; Metazoa; Chordata; Actinopteri; Cypriniformes; Cyprinidae.